AUGUCCGACUCAACCCUUUACCUUUACACCUCCUUGACCGCGGGCUCCUCGCACAUCGUCACCGCGACUGCCCGCGUGGAGACCAUCCUCAAGGCCAACAAACUCCCCUUUCAAGCCAUUGAUGUCGCAACAGACGAAGCCGCCCGCAAACUCUGGGGUCGUCGCUCCAAGGGCAAGAAACUUCCGGGGCUAGUUAAAUAUGGAGAUAUUGUCGGAGACCUAGAAGAAAUCGAAGAAUGGAACGAGUUCGGCGAACUGCGCAUGGUGGUAAACAGCGUUCAGGAUAUGGGCGGUAUGCCCGCAACAAGCAACCCAGCUCCCGCACCCGAAACCAAGACCGAACCUGAGCCUAAAACCCCGAAACCCUCCACCAUCAAGAUCCAAAGCCCGCCCGCAAAGGAAGAGAAGAAGGACGAGAUGGUCGUCCUAGCUCUCCGCCAAGCUAGCCAGGAAGCUGCCUCGCAGGCGAAGACUAAGGCCGAUGAGAAGAAAAUACCCAACACCGAAGAACCAACAUCUACGUCACCCACAGUCAAAGCUCACCGAGGCUCCGUCGCGCCAGAACUCCCUGAUACCGCGCCCGACUCGCCCAAGAGUGUCAAGAGGCCCACGAUGGUGGUUCCCGAGGAUGCGGCGAUGUCGUCGGCGAACUUCCACGUUGCGAAUGCGGAGAUGUUGGGACUUGUGCAGCAUCAUCGGGGCUCGAUUAUUUCUGCUAACGAUGAGCGGGAGCAGGAUAAGGUUGUCAAGGAGAUUCGGCAAUCUAUCUCGGGGGAUCACCGGCCUGGUGAUGUGGAGGCUUUGCGAAAGGAGGCGGCCCUGAAGCAGUUUUCGGAGGAUCCGGUUGUUGAGGUUGAGGAGAAGGAGGGUGUUGAAGAUGAGAAGUCUACUGAGGUUGAGGGUGGGGAGUCUAAGGAGACGGGCGAGGUAGAGAAGAAUGCAGAAAAGGCAGAGGAAAAGGAGAAGGCACAAGAUGAGGAAAAGGAAGAUGACAAGAAAGACGACCUCAAGGAGGAUAAGAAGGAGGACAAGGACGCUGCAGAGGAAGAGUCCAAGACCGAGGCUGUGUCUGCUAGCAAGGAGUAG
This is a messenger RNA of Penicillium waksmanii, 1086 nucleotides long. RefSeq lists its product as uncharacterized. The record is from RefSeq and is a predicted model, not a curated record. Lineage: Eukaryota; Fungi; Ascomycota; Eurotiomycetes; Eurotiales; Aspergillaceae. Gene Ontology annotation, cellular component: cytoplasm. The coding region runs from base 1 to 1086 and encodes 361 amino acids. The transcript has 2 exons.